Messenger RNA from Leptonychotes weddellii (Weddell seal), 2694 nucleotides. Lineage: Eukaryota; Metazoa; Chordata; Mammalia; Carnivora; Phocidae. The record is from RefSeq and is a predicted model, not a curated record.
ACCCAGGCGCCCUCAAAAGGAGUUUUUUAACAAAUGCAAAAAUUAAGCACCUUUACAACUUUUUCCUCAGGUCUUGGUUCAGCAGAUAUGAAGAGAUGUGCUUCCUCAAGUUUCAAAUUUUUCUUUACAUCAUCAAAGGGCAAAUGCCAAAAGCUGGAAGAGGCCUUAAAAUCAGAUUCAGGAACUCAGCUCAACGUGCUGCGAGGGGACCCGUUUGUCAGGGGGGGAGGUUCAGGCUUCGUGUCUGGUCUCAGUUUCCUGGAGCUGGACAAUCCUGCUGGAAACAAACAGCGAUAUUCUUCCUGGGCAGAAUCUGUGACUGGUCUUCCCCAAGUCAUAAAACAAAAGCUGACACCUUUGUAUGAGCUGGUAAAAGAAGUACCCUGUGCCUCCGUGAAAAGGCUAUACCUGAGGCAAGCGCUUGAGGAAUAUCUGGAUGAAUUUGACCCCUGCCAUUGCCGACCUUGUCAAAAUGGUGGCAUUGCCACAGUUGAGGGGACUCAAUGUCAGUGCCACUGCAAACCAUAUACAUUUGGUGUGGCUUGUGAGCAAGGAGUCCUCGUAGGGAAUGAUGCAGGAGGAGUGGAUGGGGGCUGGAGUUGCUGGUCCUCUUGGGGCCCCUGUGUUCAAGGGAAGAAAACAAGGAGACGAGAAUGCAAUAACCCACUGCCCAGUGAGGGUGGGCGAUCCUGUAUUGGAGAACCAUCGGAAAGCAGCCCAUGCGAGCAUGAGGAGCUGGAGCAUUUGCGAUUGCUUGAACCACAUUGUUUUCCUUUGUCUUUGGCUCCAAAAGAAUUCUGUCCAUCACCUCCUGCCUUGAAAGAUGGAUUUGUUCAAGAUGAAGGUGCGAUGUUUCCUGUUGGGAAAAACAUAGUAUAUACUUGCAAUGAAGGAUACUCUCUUAUUGGAGACCCUGUAGCCAGAUGCGGAGACGAUUUACAGUGGCUUGUUGGGGAAAUGCACUGUCAGAAAAUUGCCUGCGUUCUACCUGCACUGAUGGAUGGCAUACAGAGUCAUCCCCGCAAACCGUUCUAUGGAGUUGGUGAGAAGGUGACCAUUUCCUGUUCACGUGGCAUGUCCUUAGAAGGUCCUUCAGCAUUUCUCUGUGGAUCCAGCCUUAAGUGGAGUCCUGAUAUGAAGAGUGUUCAGUGUGUGCAAAAAGAGGCCCCUUUGCCACCAGCAGUGCCCGAAUGUCAGCGCUGGGAGAAACUGCAGAAUUCAAGAUGUGUUUGUAAAAUGCCCUAUGAAUGUGGAUCCUCCUUGGAUGUAUGUGCUCGAGAUGAGAGAAGCAAAAGGAUACUGCCUCUGACAGUUUGCAAGAUGCAUGUUGUCCACUGUCAGGGUAGAAAUUACACCCUUGCUGGGAGGGACAGUUGCACUCUGCCUGUCCCCACUGAGAAAGCCUGUGGUGCCUGCCCACUCUGGGGAAAAUGUGAUGCCCAGAGCGGCAGGUGUGUCUGCAGAGAAGCCUCGGAGUGCGAGGAAGGCGGCUUUCGCGUCUGCGUGGAAGUGGACGGCGUGGAGCAGACGAUGAGCGAGUGCGCGGCUGGCGCGCUCAGGUGCCGAGGGCAGGACGUCACUGUCACCAGCACAGGGCCCUGCGCCGCGGGGACCCCGUAGGCUCCCGGGCCCCUGGGCGGAAUCCCACAGCCCGCUGUGGCUGAGUUCAAACACACGUAACUGAGCGCUUGAGGCGACUCUGCCCGCCGGGGAGGCCCCUUCCUUCUCCGGGCCCUGCACCGUCUCUCCCCAACUCCCAGCUGCGGGCACCAGCACAGCGCCCCCCGCCCCGCGCCCGGUUCUGCCAAACCCGAAUCCAGAUAAUAGGCCUUCUCUUCUUAUGUAAAAUGGCAGUCAGGAUGAACAACGCACACGAACCUGUGCAAGAGCUGACUGUGUGUUCUUGGACACAUUGCUCACUUGUCUGGACCUUGACUUUCUAAAUCCGAAAAUUAGAGGCUUAGACCAGAGAAACUCGAAUCCUCCGUUCAGCCCUAGGAUUCUUUAACACAUGAUUGACCCCACCCAUGGGCCAGAACACACUGUACAGAUGGAUUAGGAAAAAAGGUAAGAUGAGAGAGGUUGGCUUCGCUCAGGGAAGCUGAAUGCUUAGGGGACCUUGAAUGGAAAAAGACAGAUGCAAUUAUCCACCCCAAGCAGCCGUCUCAGGCUUCCCCCUGUGACUCCAGCACCACAUGCAGGGAUCCGAACCCCGGAAAUGUCAGAACCACUGUGCUAUCCUCACGGGCACCGUCUGCCUUCUUGUCUGAGCACAAAUACAAUCCCCUCUUCUCUCUGGGGCUUUUCUCUAGGGCGUGUCAAGCGCAAGAACUGCAAUUUGCCCCCUUUCCCCCCUUUUCUUUUGUAGGAAGCGUGCGUUCAUGGCUGAGCUAUUGAGAGAUUGUGUAUUUGACAGCACAGUUUUCUCGCAUAUGAAUACAUGCUUGGAUUUUUCAGGGGGCCACACAGGUACAUCAAUUUGAGACAUUGGCCUUCUAUUUAUUCCUUAUUCAUCUUUCUUCAAAACAAAAAAGCAGCUGUGGGAGAUGAAAUGAGUGGGCUUAAGUGGAAUUUAAAAUAUGCUUUCAUAUACAAAUAAUAACUGUACUUUUCCGGUACUGAUAAAUACAUUUCAACAAAAGCUUAGUGAAAACGACAAUGAUUAAAAUCUCAUUAAAGAUACUGUUCUUUGGA